AAACUACCUGACCGAGACUGCUGCUGGGCUGUGACGUCACGGCGCACCGCCGCCCUGCAGUGUCAGUGAUUUUAGAAAAGCUCUGGAGGGCGAGACGGCCCACCAUCAACACAGUACACCACUAUCACUAUCGGAAUCCACCAGACAUCUUCAAGCUGCACGGACUUAAAGAAAACCGCCGAGUCAACGAGGACACGCGAAAACGUAACGGAUUUGCGGUGCACGCCGAACUCUGGCUGGGUCGCGCGCAUCUGCUUGUGUGCUGGUGCGUCGGGCUCGGUCGCUGCGACUGUUGGAUUUCAAAUCUAAAUAGACACACAAGCUAAAGUAUCUCGCCUUCGCGAAUUUAGCUAUCGGAACAGAGCGUCAUUGCCUGGGUGGAGUUGCAGUGCAUCGUUCAAUUAUGCAUGAAGAAGCAGCGGCUAGCGCACUAGCAGCGCGAGCUAACCACUGUCCCGUAUUAUGACAGUGAUCUGCAUGCCUACAGCGUUUGAUCACGCGCGGCAGUCAAGCGCGUUUGACUUUGAUGCUGGUGCUGGACAGGAUCUCCGGUAGAAAUUAACUUUUGCCCGUCAUUUCAUUGACAUGGCAAACGGUUAGCCUGUGCAGGCCUAGCUAGCCACUGUGUUAGCUAGUAGAAAUCACUUCACUGGAUUAUAGGCAGCAUGCAAACCUAAACGGUUUGUUUGUAGCGAGGGAGCCAGUGGACGUGUAAUACAGUAUGUUAUAGAUGCGGAGCGAGUAGAUGGCUGACAGCCAGCUUCUAGGGUACUGCCAACUUGACAAAACAGGGUUUUAAUAUCUGAAAAAGUGGCAGGCGUGUGCGUUUCACAAUGCAUCUUCUCAAUGCAAAUUCGGGUAGUGUCACUGAAGCAAAUGCUUGGAUAAUAGAGGCACUGCCUCCAGCUAGCUAGCUCUUUGAGGAGUAACAUGUCAGGUCUUGAGUCGAUUUUAUGCUCUAAAUAAGCAAGCCACUCGUUCAGCCUCAGCUGGCAAUUGUAGCUCGGUUAUCACUGAGAGAGGGGAUGCCCUAAACACUUUAAGCAUGUCUAGCAAAGCUUCAGUUAAAGAGAAGAAGUCCGGCUUCAGCAAGAAGCUCUUCCGCCGGGGCUCGGUGCGCUCCGUGGGGAGUUUCAUGAGCAGAGUCCUGAAGACUCUGUCCACGCUCUCUCAUUUCAGCUCGGAGCUGCACGCGCCGGAGGGCGACAAGGACGAUGGGGGGUUCACAGCCUUCAAGAACGAAGGCAAGGGAUCCGUCGCGUCGGACGAGAGCGACUGCGGGGGGUUUCUGUCCGGGGACAAAAUCCCCGGAGUGGCCGGUUUGAAAAACCACGGCAAUACGUGUUUCAUGAACGCUAUUCUGCAGUGCCUGAGCAACACGGAGCUGUUCGCCGAGUAUUUGGCUCUGGAGCAGUAUCGAGGUGAUCAGACGGAUGACGAGAAACCCAAGACGAACGGGGUCGUGCAGAGGAAGGGCGGUCAGGACAAAGGAGAGGUGACAGAGCAGCUGUCGGGAUUGGUCCGAGCCCUGUGGACUUUUGAGUACACGCCGCAGCACAGUCGAGACUUCAAAAAUGCUGUGGCCAAGAGUGCCAUGCAGUACCGAGGAAAUGCACAGCACGAUGCCCAGGAGUUCCUUCUCUGGCUACUGGACCGUGUCCAUGAAGACCUCAACCAUCUUGUACACCCUACCAUUAGAGGCUCUAUAAAGCCACCUAUUGAGGAAGAUGAUGGAGCAUUAGAGGGACCUUCACCUCCUCUUUCAGCUGGCUCAUUUGUCCAAGAGCUGUUUCAAGCUCAGUACAGAUCCUCGCUUACCUGUCCCCACUGUCAGAAACAGAGCAACACUUUUGAUCCUUUUCUUUGCAUCUCCCUCCCGAUUCCAUUACCUCACACACGGCCUCUGUAUGUGACGGUGGUUUAUCAAGGCAAGUACUCUCACUGCAUGAGGAUUGGUGUGGCCGUACCACUCAACAGCACUGUGUCCAGACUGAGAGAGGCCGUAUCACGCGAGACCAAGAUCCCACCAGACCAGUUUGUCCUGACUGAAAUGUAUUACGACGGUUUCCACCGGUCCUUUUGUGACGAUGACGACGAUCUUGAUAUCAUUCAAGAAAGUGACUCAAUCUUUGCUUUUGAAACUCCUGAGACUUUUAGAUUAGAAAACAUUCGCUCUAAAAGAGGGAGCCUUCUUGCAAAUUUGAAUCAGAACAAUUUGAAAUACGGAGCAGAGAGCAGCCGAACGCCGUCUUUCAUGCAGGGUGCAAUGAAUCCAGCUUCACCCAACAAAAACACUGGAUGUGAGAAAAUGAUUCUGCUGAUCUGCAACAGAGCCUGCACUGGCCACCAAGGACGGAGGUUUGGUCUUCCAUUCGUACUGUAUCUAGAACGCAGUGUGACAUGGGAUGUCUUACAGAAAGAAAUUUUGGAGAAAAUGCGUCACCUACUAAGGCCAGGGGUUUACAUUCAGGUUGGACCUUUUAGUCUGCGUGUGGUCGGAGUGGUUGGAAUCACAUAUCUGUUGCCACAAGAGGAGCAGCCACUAUGUCACCCCACUGUGGAAAGAGCAUAUAAAUCCUGUGGACCAGGAGGACCUCCUCAUGUUAAGAUUGUAGUGGAGUGGGACAAAGAGACCAAGGAAUAUUUGUUUGGACACACUGAGGAAGAGUACAUCCCUGAUGCUGAGAGUGUGUAUCUGCACAGAGAGCAGCACCAUCAGCCGCAGGCCUGCACCCUCGCUCAGUGCUUCCAGCUCUACACCAAAGAGGAGCAGUUGGCCCCAGAUGAUGCCUGGCGCUGCCCCCAUUGCAGGCAGCUCCAACAGGGUCGGAUCAAACUCAGCCUGUGGACCCUGCCUGAUGUUCUCAUACUGCACCUCAAGAGGUUUAGACAGGAAGGGGAUAGGAGGGUUAAGAUGCAAAACAUGGUGAGAUUUCCUUUGAUUGGCAUGGAUAUGGCACCCCAUGUGGUGAAGAGAAGCCAGAGCAGCUGGAGCUUACCCUCCCACUGGUCACCAUGGAGACGACCUUACGGACUUGGCCGAAACCCAGACGACUACCUUUAUGACCUCUAUGCUGUGUGUAAUCAUCAUGGAAACAUGCAUGGGGGGCAUUACACAGCGUAUUGUAAGAACUCCAUUGAUGGGCAGUGGUAUUGCUUUGAUGACAGUGAGGUUCAGCCUAUAGCUGAUGAGGAUGUCUGUCAGCAGACUGCAUACAUUCUGUUCUAUCAAAGGAGAACAACUAUUCCCUCAUGGUCAGCAAACAGCUCUGUUGCAGGUUCCACCAGCUCAUCUUUAUGUGAACACUGGGUUAACCGGCUUCCAGGCAGCAGGCCGCCCAGCCUGGCCUCUGGAGCCUCCUCAAGACGCACAUCCCUGAUCUCUUUGGCAGAGUCAGUGGAGUUCCCCGGUGAUCGAAGUGAAGACGAUGCUUUAGCGCUUACUAACACAGGAUCUCCCGCCUUGCUCAGAGGAUUUUCAACGCGGCCCUUCGUGAGAAGCAUUCAGCGGCAGAGCUUGUCAUCUAGAUCAUCGGUUACCAGCCCUCUGGCUUUCAGUGAAAAUGGGAUGAAACCUUCCUGGUCUCUGUCAACAAAACUACAAAUGAGAUCCAACUCGCCCUCACGAUUUUCUUUGGACUCGCGUUCCUCCCCUCCUCUAGAGAGGAUAGGAGAAGCUUGUGAUGACAAAGUAUCCACAUCCUGCUUCGGUGGCUACAGCAGACAUGAGCGUCAGCCCAGCAGUAAGGCUCCGCUGGCCAUGAUGGAGGGUAAUGGUAGUGAUGACAGCAGUGGGAAAAGGAUCCUAGACGAUGCCUAUUGUAGAGCUCCAACACAAGCUGACAGGAAGAGCUCUAAAGGUGAGCCCAUUGACAACAACAACCAGAUUAAUGCUGUGGACCAGAAUACUCUCGGAGUGCUCUCCAAAGAGCAGAAGCAUAAGAGCUCUGGGUCAGAGAAGAAAGCAGAAGGGUCCGCCAGCAAGAAGAGCUCCACCAAGACCAAGGGAGACCAAGAAAAGCCCUCCAAGAAGCGCCAGAGCACCUCUUCUGUAACGAAAUCUCCAUCCUCCCAAGUGUCUUCCAGCCCUCAAGCAAAGGGCACCAAAGCGACCAAUCUAAAAGAGAAAAGUGAUUCUCCCAAGAGUACAAAGGGUACACCUUCAGGAACGCCCUCCAGAAGGAAAGAGUCCUUGAAGGCACAGGAGUCUCCAGUGUCGGUAGGCACAAAGGGGAAGCCGUCCCUUGCUUCCACACCCCAAUCCUCUGCCUCUCCAUCGCCCACAUCCAAGAAGAGCUCCUCGGUGGCUGAGAGAAACUCUGGCAAGAAGAAGUUGGUGGAGAGAGGCUCCAGCAAGGACUUGGCCCACACCAGUCCCCUUGCAGACAAGUCAAGAGUCAGUGGCACCCCACGGACAUCCCAACCUAGAACUGCCGAGGGAAGCCGGCCCGAGAGGAAGGGGGUGAGGAGCUCCAGCAGUAGCUCCUCAGUCACCAGCCUGCGCUCCCCAAGCGUCUCCUCGAGAGAUCUCCGCCGCAGCAGCAAAUCCGAGGAUAAGGGACUCUCGUUUUUCAAGAGUGCGCUUCGGCAAAAAGAGACUCGGCGGUCGGCCGAUCUGGGCAAGACCACGAUUCUCGCCAAGAAGGCUGUCGAGAGGUCUGCCAAGUCCUGCAGCCAGAACAAACUCAAUGCUGACGAGGGCGAAGGCUCGGGAAACACUUCCCAGCAGGUCUCUCCGGAGCCACGCUCCAGCAAGGCUGCCACUGAUGAGAAAGAGUCCUCGAAGACCUCCACUCCUAACAAGCGCUCUCUCUUACCAGUAGGCAAGUCCAAGUCUUCCAAUUCUGAGACUAAUCUCCAGUCUCCCAUCAAUGGGAAGAGGCCACUUGAAAAGAUGGCAUCCUCUAGAAAGCUUUCUUCCAGCAUGCAAUCCUCUGCACGGCCAACACAGACGCCUCAAUGAAAUUUUAAUAGCCGUUCCAUUAUUUUCUGUAAUGCAGCUAUUUUUUGAUGUGCCUAAGAAGAAUAUAAAGUAUAUAGUAUAUACCUGUAUUUUACUUUUCUCAAAGAAAAUAUGUAAAUUAUCAGAAAGCGCCUUUCUAUCCUGCCAUGGAACCAAAUCGUUGCCUCUGGCAGGGUAUGGUAUAUGAAUCUACUACUGUUCAUGACUCUGAAUAGGAAUGUUUUAACUUAGCACUUUGUACAUAUUUUUUCUCCCUUAAAUAAUGCUUAGAUGUAAUGGAUAAUAUGUACAAUACUUUUUAACUUGGUACCUUUUUUUUUGUCUUUAGACAAGUCACUUAUGAUGAAAUUAGAUUCUUGCGAUAUUCCUUGGAGUACUGUACCAAUUCACUCCACAUCUACACUUGGUGCUAUUUACAGUCCAGUGUUCCCCUGGCACUGAUACAGUAUGAGAUCAAGAAGAGUUACAUCAUGAAGCCUGGCGAAUUUGAAGCUGUAGACUCAAUGGGGUUCAGCAGUGAACGAUCUCAUUGGUACCUCUCAAAGGCUGCUCUCCUACCCCAACUCUUUCCUUUUAUACUCGAGAGCAGUUACAAGUGUUCAAGUAGCAUUACUGCCCUAAGAAAUGUGCCGAUAGCUGAACUGUUGCUGUAUGAAUGUGAUCUUUCGAUUGGUAAAUUAGUGGAGGACAAUCUUUAAACUCAAUCUAUUUAGUUUAUGCCAGCAAAAUGCUGUGUGAUCUCCUUAUCUGGAUAUUAAUGGAGGCCGUGUAAGCCCUGCAUGAAAUUGUUUUGUAUAUCUUUGUUUUUAUAAUGAAAUUUUGAAAGCCACAUAAUCAUACUUGAACCAUUUCAUGCCCGCCAAAUCCAAUGCCAACAUAUAUGAGCAGUUUUCAUUUGGCUUGAGUGAGCUGGAGUUGAACCCUUGUGCAACGGUUUUUAUCUCCAUAUUUAUCUGUGGACAACCAGUGCAAUAGUUUUCAACACUUUGUAGGAGAACAGAUAAUAUUGACAUUCCCUAUUUGGGAAUGUUGCCGUUUUAGAGAAAAAUGAUUUUAAAGAUAAAUACUGUGCAUAUGCAAAAGUAAUGGAAAAACAUUUAAUCAAUGUAAAUCAGAAUAUUUUUCAGGAUUGUAAAGCCUCACCAUGAUGGGGUUUCAUUUUUAAUUCUUUUUUCUUUUUUUGUGACAAGAGUUUGUGAUUUAAUAGCCAGUCAAAAUGGCUCUGCAGAAAGAACUUUAUUUUACAUACUUGUCAACACCAUAGUUCACCUAAAUAUAUUUCCAUCUCGAGUAAGCUCAGACAAGUUCAUUUGGACUAAUUCAAAAUGUUAUAUAUGACAGGAGAAAUGUAAGGUUAAACAAGUCAUUAUUGUUACAUUUGCGUAAUGGUGUCAUUACGUCGGCCACUGUUCAGCUUGCUGCCCUGUAAUUAAAACAUUAAUCCAAGUGGUGCUGACGCCACCGUUGAAUCAUUUUCAUGCUGCUUUUUGGUCUCCGAAACCCUUCCCUUUUAGCACACUAUAUCUUAAAAUAGAUACUUUAGCAAUGAACCUAAUGUGUAGCACGCUUUCCACCCUUUUUUUGCGGCAGGCCCAUAUUGUGUGUGCACUGAAAAAGUAUUUGUACAAAGCAGUAUUGCAUGAUUACAUUGACGCAUGCACUUAACUAUGCAAGUGACUGUUGCUAAACAAAACAAGUCUGGUUAUCAAUGUGCUUUUUUUUUAAAAAACGAAAACGGCAUGAAAUUUUCUUUUUAAUGCUUUUUUGCACACUUGUCAAUUUUGAUUUCUUAAAUAUUGCAAUAUGAGAGCAUAAAUUAUUAGCUUUAACUAUAUGUAUUCAAAAAUUUGCAAUUGGCAUUGCAUUUUCAUGCUAUUUUUUUUUCCUUUUAUACACUAUCUUUUUUAAUAUUAUUAUUAAUACUAUUAUUUUAAUUCAUAAGCUGUUCUUUAGGGAAUGACCUCCCUGUUUCCAUGUGAUGAAUUUAGUUUUUGAUAUAUUUUUAUAGUCAACCUAUUUUGAUUUUUUUCACAUUUCGCUGGCGCGAUGUGUUCUGGUCAUGCUUUCACAUGUAUUUUGACCUUUGUCAUCAGCAUUCAUUCAGUGCACACAAUUCCCGCAUCGCUUGAAAUGCUGAUACACUAAACACUACAUUCAUUUUGUCUUUCAUGUCAUUCCAUGUCUCAAGUUGUGAAUUUCUCGGACGAUGAAUUCAGAGAAGUGCUGUUACCCUCUCUAAGUCUUGUUGCAUAUGGGGUAUUUUCAAUGGCUGAAGUGCUAAUAUGACAUGGUCUUAUCAAGCGUUUGGAUAGGACGGAUGACUUUAUCAUUAUAAUGAAGCUGUAUCAGUCUUAUAUGAUAUGAUAUGCGUGCUCUUGGUUUACACACUGGAAUGAUUUCUCUUGGCCCAGAGCAGUUUUCAUGUAUUAUUCACGAACUGGGACCCGCUUUGGUGGGCUUAUAACUUGGGCUGUCAUUUUAUUAUACAAACGUCAGUCUAAGUCAACCAAAAGAGAAAAAUAAUAAUAAACCAUGUAAAUGUUUGGUUGCAUGAGACUGUGUCAAAUGCUUUUUGUUAAUUUAUUUGUAUGUUUUAUGUGUAUGCACUUUUAUUUUUAAUGUUUUUUUUAUUUUAAAUAAUGCAUUUUUUUUGAUGAAUCAUUUGUAUUCAUAACAUUGUCUCCCCCAAUGUAAGUUGGCGGUUGAAUUACGAUUAAAAAAUAAAAAAUAGACCUGUAUUAGAGGUCUAACCUCA
Ctenopharyngodon idella (grass carp) is the source of this 7718-nucleotide messenger RNA. It is a transcript of the gene usp31, whose product is annotated as ubiquitin specific peptidase 31. NCBI's taxonomy places the organism in Eukaryota, Metazoa, Chordata, Actinopteri, Cypriniformes, Xenocyprididae. Gene Ontology annotation, biological process: protein deubiquitination. Gene Ontology annotation, molecular function: cysteine-type deubiquitinase activity. The transcript is spliced from 17 exons. The coding region runs from base 1046 to 4963 and encodes 1305 amino acids. The record is from RefSeq and is a predicted model, not a curated record.